CAGCGAUCUGAGCGCUCAGUUCACAGUCUGCGAGAGACAGAGAGCAUACCAGUAGGAUGGAUUGCACAGGAUUUACAACAACAGUUGUCUGAACACUCUCCCAAAGUCAACUAAGACGCCGAGGAGGGAGGGGAGUCUCAGCCGGAGAGAGUCUGAGUGCGUCUGUGAGUCAGAGGGUGUUUGGGAGAGUAAGGGAGCAUCACAGAUAGGGGAAGAGAGAGAGAGGAUAAGAGAAAGGAGUAAGUCUGGACCAGGUGAUCGAGUACUAACAAACCUCCAAGGGGCUGCCGGGUUGUAUCAGUGUGCACGGGAUCAGCGAUCCGACAAUGGUGCCCGCGCGCUGCCCGGGACCCUGUGCCAUACUGGCACUAGUCCUCCUGUUGGGAUGCGACGUGGCUUUCUGCCUCGGUCAGAACGAGUCGGAGCCCAUCGUCCUCGAAGGGAAGUGUCUUGUGGUGUGCGACUCAAACCCUUCUUCGGACGGAGCGGUCACCUCCUCACUUGGCAUAUCAGUCCGCUCCGCUGGGGCAAAGGUGGCUUUUUCCGCCGUGCGUGGAACCAACCAUGAGCCGUCAGAUAUGAGCAACACGUCUAUGACCAUCUACUUUGACCAGGUUUUAGUGAACAUCGGCAACCAUUUCGAUCUCAAAGCAAGUGUUUUCCAGGCUCCAAGGAGGGGGAUAUAUAGUUUCAGCUUUCACGUGGUGAAGGUCUACAACAGACAAACCAUACAGGUGAACCUGAUGCAGAAUGAUUAUCCGGUUAUAUCAGCAUUCGCCGGUGACCAGGACGUUACGAGAGAGGCUGCAAGCAACGGAGUACUGCUGAUGGUUGAACGGGAGGACCGCGUCUCUCUGAAGCUGGAACGGGGCACCUUAAUGGGCGGAUGGAAAUACUCCACCUUCUCAGGCUUUCUAGUCUUUCCUCUAUAAUCUAAUCUGCGAUGAUCCACGUCGCACGGGAUUCUGCUUAGGUUGAGGAACAAAAAGAAAAAAACAAAAAAAAAAACAUGCCAUUUAUUUUCAACUUAAAUAACUGUCUGCCAAGGAAGCCGACGAAUAUCUGUAUACCUACACUCGUCCACUAUCUAGUCAAAUAUGAACGUUUCCUUGGAGUUUCAUAUAUUCAUCAGUCAACUUCACGCAAUCUGGAUGAUUAAACGUAUUAAUCGGCCAGUGGCGUGCGCUUGUCGGGAAUGUGGAUUUUUUUUCUUGCUUGGAAAACAAACUUUGCCAAGAGACAAACGUGUGUACCUGGGCAAAAUGGACAAGGGAGAAGAUGAUGAGUGGAAGAACUGACGUCCUGGACAGGCCGAGUGUGUUAUGCUCUAUUUUAUGUUUGUAUAGCCUUAAAGAAUAUAUGGUUUCCGUUCAAGUGAAGUAUGUGGAAAUAUGGACAACCUGAGAAGAAGUGCUUUCACGCCCAAGGCAUUUUUUUUGCACGAAUGGAAGUUUUUACUUUUACUGUUUUGUGCUGUCAAUGGUGUUGCGUUUGGAUGCUGAACAUAUUGAAAAUAAGCCAAAAGGCCGCCGACAAGUUUAUUAAAAGAGAAAAAAGGCGACAUAUUUCAGCCACCAGAGACGACUAAGAGCCUUUUUAUUAAAGAAUACUUAUAUAAUUUACAAAGUACAUAUUCACAUUAUUGUGUGUUCUACAUUUCGGAAUCUGCGUAGCUUUGACUGAUUUAAUGUUCAGUGACGUUGCUCACCAAAUGUACAUUGUGGAAAUAAUAGACGAAUCCUAUGUCCCGCUUAAUAAAAUAUAUUGUAUUGUAUAGG
Molecule: messenger RNA, 1778 nt
Organism: Perca flavescens (yellow perch)
Lineage: Eukaryota; Metazoa; Chordata; Actinopteri; Perciformes; Percidae
Gene: cbln2b
Product: cerebellin 2b precursor
Exons: 4
Coding region: 327-932 (201 amino acids)
Biological process (GO): maintenance of synapse structure
Cellular component (GO): synapse
Molecular function (GO): protein binding
Source: RefSeq, a predicted model, not a curated record